GCUGUCAGUUUGUGUAAAAUUGACAAUCUAUCCCGAUUUCUCGCUAUGAUUUUCGUGUAAAAUAAUGAUUAUUUAAAUUGAACUUAGCUUGUAAGGUAGCUUAAUUAAAUUAUAAUUAAAAUGUCUACGCUUAAGAUAUGUAGGAUAUGCCUGCGGACCGGUGCCAAGAUGUACAAGUUCGAUCGAUUCCAGUUGCUAUAUUUUUAUGAACAAGUUAUGUCUCUCAAAGUGAAUGAAAAAGAUGGGCUACCACAAUACUUCUGCUAUGAAUGUGCAUCACUGCUUCAGAAGUUUCAUGAGUUUAAAGAAAAGUGCUUCAGGGGGCUGAUCGCUUUGAAGAAAAUGCUGUGGAAAGGCCAGAUUACAUACAAAGCAGUAGACAAUGUAGACAGAUUGUCUAUCAAACUACUGUCUCCUUACGAUGUUCUUACUGUCUCAAAACGAGUGAAAACCGUUUCAACCAUAGAGAAGCAAGAAAUAGAUGAGAUUAAGGAUGAAGACGAUGACAUAUCACAAAAAGAAGACAACACAGUCUCUGAUAGCGACAGAAGUUAUAGAGACGAGAUAGUAGAAGUUAAGAAGCGUAAAGUGAAGCGGAAAAAAAGCUUAACACCGGACUUUGAAAACGAUGAAGAACAUAUAAAAGAUCAUAAAGAAGAGAGUAAAAGUACUUUCUUUGAUGGUGAUAGUGACAAAGAAGAAGAAAAAGUUAAAAGCCAUAAAACUAAAUCGAAAAGCCGAAAAAGUUUAAUAGACAAAGAUAGAGAAAAGCCAUUAAGAGAUAGGGAAGCUAAACGUAAGAAGAAAUCGUUUUACGAAAGCGAUUUGGAGGAAGAUUUUACAACGGAAUGUAAAGUUAAGAGCCGAGAGAGUUCUGUGUCAGACUUUGGUGAUAUCACACUGAUAGAUAACGAACCUGCAAUAUACGUUGAAGAGAAGCCGAUGCAUAGUGACACAGAGCUGGAUAUAACGUUCGAAGAUGGCAGCAAACCGAGCAGCUCAACUACAAUAUUUGUGGAUGAGAAGAAAGAAAUUCCGCCUAAGAAAGAGUCAAAGGAAAAAGUUAAAGGUACAAAAGGUCCAAAGAAGACCAAAUGGAAUGCUAAGAAUAAGGUGUUGGAAUCAGGUAAUUGGAAGAAGUAUAGUUUGACGGAGCAAGAGGCUUUAGAGCAGUUCCGAGCAAAGGCAGUUGAUCCGAAAUAUAUUGCAGCUCCGUUCAAAUGUGCGGACUGUUUCAAGGGUUUCUCGAAGGAGGAGAUAUUGAAGAGGCACAGGCGUUUGCAUGAUGCGGCGAUCGGCAACUUCGAGUGUCGCUUCUGCCGCAUGCGGUUCAAGAUCGACUGUCGCUUGCGCAAGCAUAUGCGCGCUCAUUAUACCAAGUACGAGUGUCUGCGGUGCAACCUCAUCUGCCCUAUCGAACUAACGGCAUUGCUUCACGAAGAACUGCACAACGGUGUCGUGAAGAAAUGUGAACAGUGCAACGAAGAGUUCAGGCAUAGGUCAACAUACUACACGCAUAUGCGCACACAUCGUAGCGAGCACGUGUGCACGCUAUGCGGCGCGUCGUUCGUCAGCCCGGCCGGCCUGCACCAGCACAAGAAGAAGAAGCACUUCGACAGCGAGCCUGAAGGCGGCGGCGAAGACGAAAAGCAGACGUACUGCAAAAAGUGCGAUAUUCGCUUCGAAACGCGCGCGGCUUACACCGAACAUCUGUUCCACUCCGCUAUGCACACUGAGGGGAUGGAGGAUGAAAUACGCGACGAGUCGUGUGCUCUAAGAAAAGUCAUCGGAAAAAUGUCGAAAGCCAAGAUAGCGAAUGAACUACGAAAAAGACAAUCUGAAGACCAACCACUACCUCGAAUCAAACUCAAUACAAGGAAAGGGAGAAGAAUUUUCAAGAAGCCUACGGACUGUUAUCAGUGCGGCAAACACUUCGAGACGCAGGACGCGUGCCUGCGGCACCACCGCGAGGAGCACCCGCGAACGUCCUUCUACCCGCCCUCCGACCGACAGAUCUGCGAGAUUUGUGGCGCCUCGCUCUCGCGAAGCACAGUGGCGAUGCACCUUAACAUGCACACUCGCGAGACGCUAUACUCGUGCGACGUGUGCGGGCGCACUUUCCAUUCUAAGGGCGGACUGAAGAGGCACAUGGUGACGCACACGGGUGAGAAGCGCUACGCCUGCCGACUGUGCGAGAAACGCUUCACGCAGAGCGGUAGCCUCAGUCUGCACUACCGCACCUUCCAUCUGAAGCAGCCCUACCCUCCGAGGAACAGAAGAAAAGAAAUCGAGAAGCCGAGCGCAGACGCAGCGAACUUCCUAGGUUUUUACGGCAAAGAAGAAUAUUAAAUAGGACUCCUUCUCUUUAAUGACAUUUUACUAGUUAAAAUUUUGUAGCUAAAUAUUUACUAGUGAACAAUGCUGUGGAUUUGCAUAUUUUAUUAGGACUUAUCGCGUGUAAAUAAAUAGGUAAAUUAGUUUUUUAAUAACUUUUUAUAAUAAUAAGGUCCUAUAUCAUUAUUUAGGAUCAUUUGAAAGCGAUAAAGGGUUUAUUUUUCUACAAUGUCUUCUCGCACUCAACAUAUUGACAAAAAGGUAAUUUAUCCCUGCUAAAGUCACGAAAAAAUAUGAAUCACGCUACAGACUAAAGCCCAGCCAGCCCAGUGAGCACGUAGAAUUUUGUCCAAUGACCCCAAGCUACCCCUCCUUAUCGCUC
Molecule: messenger RNA, 2716 nt
Organism: Ostrinia furnacalis (Asian corn borer)
Lineage: Eukaryota; Metazoa; Arthropoda; Insecta; Lepidoptera; Crambidae
Product: zinc finger protein 613-like
Exons: 14
Coding region: 121-2349 (742 amino acids)
Biological process (GO): regulation of transcription by RNA polymerase II
Cellular component (GO): nucleus
Molecular function (GO): zinc ion binding; DNA-binding transcription factor activity, RNA polymerase II-specific
Source: RefSeq, a predicted model, not a curated record